GAGAGAGCGGGUGGGGAGGAGCCUCAUCACCAUGACAACGAAGGACGCCUAAGCGCUGCCAAGAAGUACACGUGGAUAGCGCAGUCGGUGUUCCGGUGGAGCGGCUCCGGCGAUCUCGGGAUUGCAGGUUCACUUGAAGAAUAAUUUGACAACAUGGAAAAACAUACGCCUGUGCAUCCAUUACCAGAGGAAAUUCAGAUGAUGCCCCGUGAUGAAACUGUCUGCAAAUACUGUGGUGUCAGUUAUCUAAUACUGCAUGAGUUCAAGCUUUUGGAAGACAAAGUGAAGGCUUUGGAAAAAGAACUGCAGUUCUAUCAGAAAAGUGUGGAGCGCGAGAAACGCCUUCAAGAAGAACUUCAUUCUCUCAGCCAAGAGCAUGAACAAAGCAAGGCUGACAGCAAAUCCAAAACCCAAAGAUUGCAGAUAGCAGAAAUGCAACUGAAUGCAAAAGAAAACAAACUUCUUAUCCUGACUGAGGAACUCACAGCCUGUCGACAAACUGUGAAUGUUGCACAAGAGCAAAAGCAACUUUUGGGGGAGAAGGCAGCUAAACAAGAAGAAAACUUAAAGAAGACCUUGGUGUUGUUGAGAUGUCUUCAGUCAGAACAGAAAGCUAUUAAAAAUGAAAUUGGUGCAAUUGUUUCAGACUGGAAUACACUCCGAAGAGAUAUUUGUAGCAAAACAGAAGACAUAUUUCAACUUCAUUCAGAAGAAAUGACUGGACUUCAAAAGUGUCUGUCAGAAUUGCAGUCAGAAAAUGUUUCCCUUCAAACUCAAGUAAAAAAUCAGGAAGCUGCCUGCAAGUCUCUUGCUUUAACCUCCCAGCAGCUUCAAGAUUCGCGUGACACCGAAAAUGAAUUGAAAAGCAGAUGUCAUCAGCAGCAAAAGCAGAUUUUAGAUUUUGAGCAACAGUUGGAAACAUUAGGACUGAAUUUCCAGAAUGUAACUGAAGAAAUGCAACAUCACAAGGACAUUUCCAUAAUGAAGUCGGAAGAGGUCAGUGAUCUCCAAAGCAAGCUACAAAGAAUGGAAUACGAUAAGGAAAGCAGUACAUUGAGGCUUACAAAGGAACUGAGGGAGAAAGAAGAUUCCGUGACACUUCUUCAACAAAAGUGCCAGCAGAUACAGGAAGAGAUCACCAAAAUGGGAAGCACAGAAGACCAUUACAGGAGGAGAACUCAGCGUCUGGAGAGUGAAUUGGCAACAGUGAAUGAAGUUUUAAAUCAAACACAGCAAGAAGUUGCUGACUUGCAGCAAGAAAGGGAAUUGCAGAUGAUUUCAUAUCAGAAUAGAAUUGAGCAGCUCCAGGAAGGCCUGAAACAGAGGAUGCAGUCUGAUGACAGCUGGGAGACAAAGAUCCAGAAUGAACUGGAGAAUCAACGUCAGAGGUUCAUACAGAAGCUUGAGGAAACAAAGCAAAGGCUUCUUGAAGAAGCCAUUAUGGAAGUUGAGAUCGAAAGACAAAGGCAUAGCGAAGUUAUAAAGAUGCUACAGAACAAGAAUGAGGAACUUGAAGGAAAGAUACCAGCACUAGUAUCCAGGGCAUGUGAAGAACUGCAGGCUGAAAUAGACAUUCUGGAGAAGAAGUUACAGCAAGCUCAAGCAAGACUUCUGGAGAAAAAUCUAACAAAAGACACUGAAAUUACCAACUUAAAAAAAAGAAUUUCUGAGUUGGAAGUUCGUUUGAAAAGAGACUAUGAACACAAUACCUCUUCUCUAGAAGAAAUGAGAAAAGACAUACACACAAAAGCUGAGCAACUCAAUGAAAUGAACAUGACCUGUGCACAGCUAAGACAUCAACUAGACCAAGUCACUCAGGAGAAUGCCUUCCUCAAGGAUACUGUGCGCAUGGAGUGUGAAGAACGCUAUGAGCUCACUGAGGCCUUGACCCAGGUCAGGGAACAGCUUUUUGAACAAAAAAGAGCUAAUGGGCACCUCCCAGUGUCACAAAAGUCAUUUUCCCCAGAGAAAGCAGUGACACCUCACAUAAUGACUAGUGCACAACAGAAGCAUCCUCUGAGCUUAUCAGCAAGUAAAGGAACCACACUAGUGAGCCUGUCUGGGUCUUCUAUAUCCACCUUGAAUAAACCCAGGCAUAGUGCAGGGAGCACCUUACCAAUACUGCCCUCUCCACAUCCACCAAAAGAGAGAACAGCUUCACUAACCGAAGCACGACAAAAAAUCACUGCAGUCCUCCGGAGAAAUACUACUCAGCUGUGAUAGAGGCAAUUGCAGUGAUAAAAAUGCAUUUACCCACAGGAUGCACUGGAUUCACCUGUAGGUGGAAUAGCUGUGUGCCAAAACAACAGUGUUUUAGAACAUGUGCAUA
Molecule: messenger RNA, 2329 nt
Organism: Rana temporaria (common frog)
Lineage: Eukaryota; Metazoa; Chordata; Amphibia; Anura; Ranidae
Gene: LEKR1
Product: leucine, glutamate and lysine rich 1
Exons: 13
Coding region: 154-2220 (688 amino acids)
Source: RefSeq, a predicted model, not a curated record